AUGAACGAUGAUUUAACUCUUUCCCAUGAGAGUGAACCAAUACAGAUCAUUCAAAAUCAAACAAUUGGAGAUAGGAUUCAAAUUGCGAAUUGCGAAUGUAUUAAUCUUCAUUUAUUCGAUGAGCAUAUCAUAGCACAAGAUAUGAUAUGUAUAGUCUCAGCAUCUCCCAACAACACAACAUCGAAAUCUUUAGAACUCACAAAAUGUUCUUUGCGUGAUGUUGGUAUCAGGUUUCUUACUACACAUCUUUCCAUGUAUACUCAUCUUCAAUCUCUUGAUCUUUAUGACAAUUAUAUUACUGAUAAAGGUGUUCAAUAUUUAUCUGGCAUGCUUCAAUUAAAUCAAUCAUUAUCUGUAUUCAGAUUAGGACUCAAUAGCAUAACCAAUAAAUGA
This is a messenger RNA of Rotaria socialis, 393 nucleotides long. Lineage: Eukaryota; Metazoa; Rotifera; Eurotatoria; Philodinida; Philodinidae. The record is from the annotation of a GenBank genome assembly.